Molecule: messenger RNA, 973 nt
Organism: Culex pipiens pallens (northern house mosquito)
Lineage: Eukaryota; Metazoa; Arthropoda; Insecta; Diptera; Culicidae
Exons: 2
Coding region: 528-701 (57 amino acids)
Source: RefSeq, a predicted model, not a curated record
AUUGUCACUUCAAAAAUCGCACCGUGAUUGCACCAAACUAUUAUAAGGUCUUGUAUAAGGUACACUGAAAAUACGCCACACUUUUUAGUCAAGUGCCCAAACACUUGAAUGAUUCAAUAAAGCUACAUAUUAGAUCUAAUUUGUUUGUGUUUGAAUUUCAAUCCAAUCCAUUAUCAAAUUCAAGUGUUUUAGCGAUUGACUUUUUGGUAUUUUUUGACACCUUAUUUUCAUUCGGGUGGAUCAAACUUUUCAAGUGUUUUGUUCAUGAAUUUGCCCCACUGUGCUGAACUAUUCAAAGUGAUGAGGAAAACACUUGAAAUUGAUCUUGUUUUGAUUUGAAAUGCAGUUUCGUGACAGCUUCGGCAAACAUUGCUUCGUUUCUUCAUUUGUGUUUUGGCGGUCCGGUGUGUUCGUUUUUCGCAGGCUUGAAUGACCGCGUGAGUUCGCUGCCGCCAUGUUCCUGUCCAGUAAAUUGCUUGCCCGGUUUGUGGCCGCGAAGACGAGCAUCGUCACAAGGCUGUGUCCGUAUGGCCAGCGGAAGGGCUCGGUCUCCCGGACCCGGAAAGAGGCCAACUUUGGCGAUAGAGGUGCUUUCCGCAGAUUUACCCACUUGGAAGGAUGCAAUUGAGCUGCAGAUGCCGUACCAGGAAGCGUUUGAUGAAAUUAAGGAAAACACCCGCCGGGCGCUGGAGAAUCGGUGAGAAGCUGGAUUCGAAUGCAUUCCACCCAGGGGCCAAGCAAUGCGUCAUUCGGAUGGUCAAGGCACAGUUUGAUUCGAUGGAACCGACCGCGGUUCCGAAUCAACAAGAAGAUUCCCCGGGGGCCUCCAUCUCCGCAGAAAGCGGUGGUGGCGAACAACCCGAACCUGAACAGGAGGACGAUCCUGAGAGCAGGGACAACCGGAAGAAGAGACAAUUCAUCAACAAAAAAAAAAAACAAAUUUCCAUUUUUGACAAGCAAAGUUGAUAGAAAA